Drosophila grimshawi is the source of this 949-nucleotide messenger RNA. It is a transcript of the gene slx1, whose product is annotated as structure-specific endonuclease subunit SLX1 homolog. The annotation marks the transcript as partial. The transcript has a single exon. The record is from RefSeq and is a predicted model, not a curated record. Gene Ontology annotation, molecular function: 5'-flap endonuclease activity; crossover junction DNA endonuclease activity. Gene Ontology annotation, cellular component: Slx1-Slx4 complex. Lineage: Eukaryota; Metazoa; Arthropoda; Insecta; Diptera; Drosophilidae. Gene Ontology annotation, biological process: double-strand break repair via homologous recombination.
AAACCCAAACAAAUUGCAGGCGAUUCGGGCGAAGUGCUGGCCCAGAAGGGACGCUUCUAUGGCGUCUAUUUGCUGUGCAGCCAGAGCUUGGACGCACGCUAUCGCGGCAAGUGCUAUGUGGGCUUCACCGUCAAUCCCAAGCGUCGGAUCGGGCAACACAAUCGUGGCUGUGAUUUUGGUGGGGCACACAAGACGAGCCGCAAGGGACCCUGGCAGAUGGUGAUGAUUGUCCAUGGUUUUCCCAACAAUAUAGCUGCGCUACAAUUCGAAUGGGCGUGGCAACAACCCGCACUCUCCACACGCCUCAAGUGCUAUCCGGAGCUGCGACGCAAACAGCCGCGAGAAACGCACUUCGAUUACAAUUUCCGUAUAGUCAAUCGGAUGUUGGGCAUUGGGCCGUGGCAUCGAUUGCCGCUCACUGUUCGCUGGCUGGAGAGCGAGUGUGAGCGUGGAUUUGUUGUGCCACUGCCGCCACAUGUGCGCAUCGUUAGUGGCAAGGUGGCCAUAACGGCUAAGCAGCCGGAGCAAGCUGUUGCCUCCAAUCGGUCGUUGGAGUGCCACCUGUGCAUGCAGCGGGUGGAGCCAGCGGAGCGUUGCCGCCUGCUCGGCUGCCUGCGUGCCAGCUGCCCGCUGACCUGCCACAUGCUGUGCCUGGCCAGCUACUUGCUGGGCGAUCAACCCGGCCAGUAUAUACCCAUUGGCGGCACUUGUCCGCUCUGCGAGUUGCCCCUCAGCUGGGCCGAACUAUUGCGGCGCCAAGGUGGUUUCACGGAGACGGACCAGGACAGCGAUGAUGUAGCAUGCGACGAGCUCAGCGAUGAUGUGCCCGAUGUGGACAGCGACGUGGAGCAGCAGCUAACCCCUUGAAGAAAAACCAAUAUCUCUGUCUGUUUUGAUAUAAAUAAAAUAUGCGUUUUAUAAGGUCUUCAUCAUGGCCUUAUUGAUUUGG